Fusarium keratoplasticum is the source of this 1590-nucleotide messenger RNA. RefSeq lists its product as uncharacterized. Gene Ontology annotation, molecular function: transmembrane transporter activity. Gene Ontology annotation, cellular component: membrane. Gene Ontology annotation, biological process: transmembrane transport. NCBI's taxonomy places the organism in Eukaryota, Fungi, Ascomycota, Sordariomycetes, Hypocreales, Nectriaceae. The record is from RefSeq and is a predicted model, not a curated record. The coding region runs from base 1 to 1590 and encodes 529 amino acids. The transcript is spliced from 4 exons.
AUGGGGUUUGAUGUUGGAAACGAAAAGGUUGGAGAUGGUGUGCUUGAGAAAGGAGUGAUCAAAGACGACGAUGCCGCCACCAUUGCUGAGCACCGUAUUACCGUCAAUGCGUCGGGUCACACUGAUCAGCUCACUCGUCAAUAUGGGCUUGUUGGCCUCACAGGCAUUGCUGUUACGGUCAACAAUGCAUGGGUGGUUCUUGGGUCAUCGAUCUCUGUGUCACUACUAAACGGUGGGCCUUCGGGUGUACUCUAUGGUCUUAUAGUAGCGGUGUUUUACUACACAUUCAUCGGUCUAAGUCUGGCAGAGCUCGCAUCUUCCUUUCCAACCUCAGCUGGUGUGUAUCAUUGGGCGACACUCGCAGCCGGACCGAAAUGGGGACGAAUUACUGGCUUUUUCGCUGGAUGGAUCAACUUCUACGGCUGGAUGUUUGGCCUGGCAUCACUCGUCCAGGUUGCAGCCAACGCCGGCGUGGCACUUUAUGCUACACUUGCAUCCAACUAUACCUCUGCUGCAUGGCACGUGUAUGUUGCUUACAUGCUUGUGCUAUGGGUCAGUACCUUGACCGUCAUCUUCGCAAACCGUCUGGUUCCCUAUACCCAAAAGAUCGGUCUCUUCUUGGUCAUUGUCGGCGGCCUGGUUACCAUCAUUGUUGUUGCAGCGAUGCCAGCCCGACACGCUUCAAAUCGCUUUGUUUGGAACUCUUUUCACCAGAACAACCUGACAGGUUGGGAUGAUGGCAUCGCUUUCAUGAUUGGCGUCCUCAACGGGGCCUUCACCAUUGGUACACCAGAUGCCAUCACACACAUGGCCGAGGAAGUCACCAAUCCAAAGAGGGAUCUUCCCAGAGCAAUCUUUCUCCAGAUUGCCAUUGGUGGGCUGUAUGCCUUUGCCUUUGCGAUCGUACUCGGUUACGCAAUCUCCGACCUUUCCGUCUUGCAGAGCGGGUUCAACACAUUCCCCCUAGCCGGGAUCUACCAUCAGGCCACUGGAAGUCCCGCUGCCACGUUUGCCCUCUUGUUCAUCAUCCUCAUGUCGUCUCUAUGCUGUGUAAUUGGGACUGUCUUGACCAAUUCUCGGACCUAUUGGGCCUUGGCUCGAGACAACGCCGUACCAUUCUCAAAGUACUUUGGCAGAGUCAAUGAGAGCUUAAGCGCUCCGGUCCAGGCAACUCUGUUUGUCGCCGUGAUUGCUUCUGGAAUCGGCGCCAUUCCACUGGGUAGUCCAGUAGGCUUCAACAACCUCACAGGAUCCUUCAUCAUCAUCAGCACUGUUUCUUAUGCCAUCCCCAUUGCUUCAAAUCUGUUCAGCCGCCGUAAGCGAUUUAAUCCAGGACCAUUCCAUCUCAAAGGACUGGGCUAUGUGGUUAAUGGGCUUGCUGUCCUCUUUAUCACACUGUUCGAUGUGUUCUUUUGCUUCCCUGCUGCUCUGCCAUUUGAUGCUACAACGAUGAACUACAAUUCUGUGAUCCUUUGCGGUGUAAUGUUUAUCACAUCGCUUUGGUGGUUUACUUAUGCUACCACGCAUUACGAGGGCCCCUCGUUUCAUCAUGCGGCUGGUUUUGACGAAGAGAAGGACUCAAGUUUGUGA